UUCACUCCCCAAUCCAUAAAUCUCCACUCCAACCAUUUAGCGCACACUUCACACAACAUCUGUGUAGGUUUCGUCUUUUCCCACUAAGAUACGCAGGAGAGAGAGAGAGAGAGAGAGAGAGAGAGAGAGAGAGAGAGAGCGCUUUGUUUCAGAGUCACCAACAAACGAUAUCACUGAAACAGAGGACUCUGUGAUGAGCUGAGAAAGACAAAGAUGAAGUUUAUGAAGCUUGGCAGCCGCCCUGAUACCUUCUUCGCCAACGAAUCCAUAAGGUCCAUAUCAUCCGAAGUGUCCACCGAUAUCAAAAUCCAAGUCCAAGACCGCUUGUACCAUCUUCACAAGUUUCCCCUGCUAUCCAAAUGCGGCCUCUUACAGACACUAUGCUCAAAAGACUCCCCCCAUCCUCCGACCACUAUCUAUCUCUCCGACAUCCCCGGUGGCGCCGACGCUUUCGAGCUCUGUGCAAAAUUCUGCUACAGCAUCACCAUCACUGUCAGCCCGCUCAACUUCGUUCCCCUGCGCUGUGCCGCCGAAUACCUCCUCAUGACCAACGCCGUGGACCGCGGCAAUCUCGCCGGAAAGCUCGAGUCUUUCUUCAAGUCCUGCAUCCUUCAACGUUGGAAGGAUACGCUACUCACCCUGCAGAGCACGAGGCAAUUUCCUCCCCUCUGCGAGGAUCUCAAGAUCACGAGCCGGUGCAUCGACGCUCUCGCCGCCAACGUUCUCUCCCACCCCUCCAAGCAGUGGUGGAUAAAGGACUUGGCAGAAUUAAGUAUUGACCAUUACUGGAGAAUCAUGCUCGCCGUCAAGUCGGCCGGAGUUGUCUCCAGCAAAAUCGUCGGAGAAGCAAUAAAGGUCUACGCCAGUCGGUGGCUUCCGAACAUGGGAGAUUCUCUCCAUGAGGCUAAUUUGAAGCACCAACUGCUUCUGGAGAAAAUAGUGAUUUUGCUUCCAAUCGAGGAAGGUUCAGUCUCCUGCAGCUUCUUGCUGAAGCUUCUCAAGGCAGCAAACAUAUUGAAUGCUUCUUCCACUUCGAAAUUGGAUCUUGCUAGGAGAGCUGGAGUACAAUUAGAGGAAGCCAAUGUUAAUGAUCUCCUGAUUGCAUCUUUUACUGAUGGGGACGAGAUUCUGUAUGACGUUGAUGUCGUGAUCACCAUAGUUGAGGAGUUCAUGCUGCAGGGACGGAGCCCGCCGACGAGCCCGCUGAGGAAGAAAACCAGCGGCGGCGAAAGGCGGCGGUCGAGGUCAGCGGAGAACGUUGACUUUGAAGGGCAGGAGAAUGGACGGCGGUCGUCGUCGGCUUCGCAUAGCUCUAUGCUGAGAGUAGCCAAGCUAAUAGAUUUAUACCUGCUGGAAAUUGCGCGCAAUGAAAAGCUUCCAGUGGAGAAGGUGAUAGCUCUCGCUAAAGCUGUGCCAGAUUUCGCGAGGAUGGAUCAUGACAAUCUAUAUAGAAUUAUUGAUACAUAUCUCAAGGCGCAUCCACAACUGGAGAAGAAAGAAAGGAAGAAACUUUGCAAGAUUAUUGAUUGCAAGAAGCUAUCAAUGGAGGCAUGCGUGCACGCAGCUCAAAACGAGAUGCUGCCUCUUCGAGUAGUGGUGCAGGUCCUCUUCUUCGAGCAGGCUCGCGCGGCAAUGGCCGGAGGCCAUGUUACAGAGCUCCCCAGCAACAUCAAAGCUCUUCUUACAAAAGCUGCCGGCUUCAAUGAGAAGGGAGUGACGAUGAACUGCACAAGCGGCCUGGAAGCAAAUGAUAGCGAGUGGAGCUCUGCUGCAGGGCCUAAAUGCCAGAUGACGAAGGUGGCGACAUUGAAGAUGAAGCUUGAAGAAGAUGACAAUGACAUGGAGCUGGAACAAGUCAUGGUGAGGGAUGGGCUGAUGAGAAGCACGUCUUCCAGGUUUAGAGCUCUGUGCCCUAUUCCUAGCAGGCCAAAGAGGAUUCUAAGUAAAAUUUGGACUUUGAAUAGAAGUGUUAGUGAAAGACUCUGAGUCCUUUGCUUCAGAUUUAUGUUGAGAAACCAUUAUAUUGGAUGGGCUGAGAGUUUUGUCUUUGUUUGAUGUUGAAAGUUGAAGCUUGAAGAUGAAUUGGUGUCAUAUUAUUGAAGUUACUGCGAUUAGUUAUGAAUGUGAAGUGAGAUCCAAUAUAUUGCUGGAGUGUGCAGGGCCGAAUUAACACACUUUCAUCUUGAAACAAUUUGUAUUAUUACGUUCAAAAUAUAAGAAACCUUAUCUCCUACCUUGCAGCAAAAAGAUCUCUAUCCGACCAGAAAAAAUCUCUCAAGUCAAAAAUGUAAUUCUUUUUCUUUAAGAACAGGUAGGGUGAAUGAUUAUUCUCAUAAAUGUUCAACUUUCUUUUUUA
Molecule: messenger RNA, 2356 nt
Organism: Dendrobium catenatum
Lineage: Eukaryota; Viridiplantae; Streptophyta; Magnoliopsida; Asparagales; Orchidaceae
Product: BTB/POZ domain-containing protein At1g67900
Exons: 4
Coding region: 214-1986 (590 amino acids)
Molecular function (GO): protein binding
Source: RefSeq, a predicted model, not a curated record